This is a messenger RNA of Ambispora leptoticha, 222 nucleotides long. The record is from the annotation of a GenBank genome assembly. Lineage: Eukaryota; Fungi; Glomeromycota; Glomeromycetes; Archaeosporales; Ambisporaceae.
AUGUCUGAUACUUCGCUACUUCCAUCAUCAACAAAAGCCGGAAAAAAAUUUCUUGACGAUUCUCCUAUUCCUUAUAUGAUGUUCAAAGAAGUUUCUAUUACUAAGUUUCAAAACAUUGAAUAUACAUUCUACUAUCAAUCAUUAAUUAAGGCUAUAAAGUCUUUAUUAAUGAUCGAUAGUAUUAAUCAGUCAUUGGUUCUUCAAUAUGAAGAUAAAAAAGAG